UUGGCGUUCCAGACCAGAGAUGAUGAAACUACUGCUGAUCUUCCUGGCCUCGCUCUGUGCGGGACAUGCUGGGAAAAAAGAGUGCUCAGAGAAGCUUUUUGUCUUCCCAGUGAGCAGUAAUGACUCUUUUGCCAAGAUUAUUGUCACUUUGGAGAAGCCCCUCACUGCUGCAACCAUGUGCAUGAGGUACUUCUCUUCGCUCACCCGAGCCCAGUCCCUGUUCUCCCUGGCCAGCCUGGAUCACCCUAACGCCUUCCUACUCUUCAAGCCCUCUGUUGGUGUGUACCAACUGCAAAUCAACGGGGAGUCUCUUGAGGUCUCUGGGCUCCAUGAUGAAACUGAUGAUUGGAACUCUGUCUGUUGGACAUGGGACUCCAAGAAGGGCUUGAACACACUGUGGGUCAACAGAAAGAGAAGUGGUCGGAUAAUUCUGGGAGCCAAUGCAUCCAUUACUGGUCGUCCCAGCAUCAUUUUGGGUCAAGAUCAGGAUAACUACGGGGGAGGCUUUGACAAGGCUGAGUCCUUCGUUGGGGACAUCACGGACGUCCACCUGUGGAGCAGCGCCAUCUCUCCAUGUGAAAUCAGUCUCUACAUGAAAGGUUGCGACUUCACCCCUGGAAACCUUCUGAACUGGAGGUAUCCGUUCCUUUUCACCGCCGGGUCCGUGUACGAGGAGCAGAGUGACUUUGUCAAACUGACGUGUUUCUUUUGAUAACAGGUAUCAGGAUGCAAAGUUCAACCAAACCAGUGGAGAAAAUGUAUCAGUCUUGAAGACCUUGUUUAGAAAAUAAUAAAGUCUUCCAGCAACUUUGAACAUUAAA
Messenger RNA from Cheilinus undulatus (humphead wrasse), 821 nucleotides. Its product is annotated as serum amyloid P-component-like. The transcript is spliced from 2 exons. Lineage: Eukaryota; Metazoa; Chordata; Actinopteri; Labriformes; Labridae. Bases 20 to 712 code for a protein of 230 amino acids. The record is from RefSeq and is a predicted model, not a curated record.